This is a messenger RNA of Xylaria bambusicola, 891 nucleotides long. RefSeq lists its product as uncharacterized. The record is from RefSeq and is a predicted model, not a curated record. The transcript has 2 exons. NCBI's taxonomy places the organism in Eukaryota, Fungi, Ascomycota, Sordariomycetes, Xylariales, Xylariaceae. Bases 199 to 483 code for a protein of 94 amino acids.
UUCGUAACCACGCCUGAACAGACUUGGGCAAUCAUAUCGGUUUGCACUGUUUCACUAAAACUACUACCAUCGCUACUCAGGGUAGCAAGAUAAACAUCAGUGAAGCAGCAAAUAUCAACGUAAACAGAAGAUCAACACCCCGGGAUACUAUGGACUAUACGUUCUUCCGGCCUUUUCACGGGACUACUCCUUCGGGAUAUGCUGGUGUCGAACCCGGGUCUGUGGAGCCUAAAAUCGAAGCCUCUAGAAACAAAGUUGGCUAGUACUGAGGCUCAAGCCCGGUCGGUUGGACGACUAAGUCUUUUCAUAGUAGUAAGUCUUCCUACAGUUCUCCUGCUAAGAUUUAACCAAGUCCACCGUGUCAAUUAUAAUCAGCGAUCAUUCGUCGACAAGAAGUACUCAUUUCAUAUCUCUAUUUAUUACCCCAUGUCUUUUCUGUUUUCCUUUCAUUUUUCAUUUCCAGAGUUUGUCUUGUCUGCCUAACCCCCGCCCGGUAGCAUAUAAUUCUUCAACAAAUCUUAUGUCACUCGCUUAGCUCAAUUAUAAAGCAAUUCCAAAGUCGCUGCAGCCAAAUGAUCUUCUUUUAGUCAUUACGCAUCUGUAUCCGUAAGAACUAGGUGAUUGGUUCAAGCCUCUCCUUAUUCGCAAAAUGCUAAAUCUAUUAUUUCUUCGUUGCCCUUUUAUGUAGUAUGGCGUAUUCUGUAACUCUGAAUAAUCACUCUAUUCUAGGAGUGAUGGUGAUGGCUUUAUAAAUUUACAAUCAAACUUGCUAACAAACAACAACUGGCGGUCAUUUCAAAGCUUGUGAGCCUGUCUGCGCAAGUCGUAAAGAAUUGUGGAGCGUUACAUCUCUGCGAGGAACUACGGAAGUAUGUAUAUUAUAUUCCACAG